Messenger RNA from Cetraspora pellucida, 336 nucleotides. NCBI's taxonomy places the organism in Eukaryota, Fungi, Glomeromycota, Glomeromycetes, Diversisporales, Gigasporaceae. The record is from the annotation of a GenBank genome assembly.
AUGGCUUUAGAAGAAACUGAUCCUAACUAUCAACAAAAUAUUCAGCUUUCAGUUCUAGUAGAAUCAGCUAUAACCAACAACAGCACCAACAGCUUAAAUAAACAAAUAAUAAUGAUAACUCAAGAAGAUCUCUUAUCAGAUAUAGAAAUACUACCAAAAAAAGAACUUGCCAUUUAUAGCUAUGAAACACCACACCUAUCUGCAAGUUGCAUUUCCAAGACAGCCUCUUCUUCUGACAAAAAUAAAAAAACAGAUGGCUUAAUCACAGUAACUAACAGGAAAACUAAAAAAGGAAACAGAAUAUCUAAGAAAAAAUUAUACAAGAUUAUUUCUUAG